AUGACGACUGUUUUUAAAUCAACUCUUGUGCCUGUCUUAGCUUUAGGCAAGAUUUUUGGUUUGAUUAACAUAUCUUAUAUACUUGAUCCAGAUGGAUUAUUGACUUUGAAUUUACACUCAACAUAUUAUUAUUCAUUCCUUGAAUUUACACGGAUGAUUGUGUUGUUAAUAUUCACAUAUAUGGUUUUUAUCGAAGAGUUGUAUUAUAUCAUACAUUACCGUUUAGUUAAAUUUUGGAUAGCUAUUAUUGCAGCAAGAUUAUCAGAAAUAUGGACAGUAAAGUAA
Messenger RNA from Macrosiphum euphorbiae (potato aphid), 285 nucleotides. Lineage: Eukaryota; Metazoa; Arthropoda; Insecta; Hemiptera; Aphididae. The record is from the annotation of a GenBank genome assembly.